UUUCAUUUUUAAUUUGUCUUCUUAUUUUCACCUCAAGAACCUACGACCAACCACGGAAAUAAUUGGAAUUUUAGGCCGUAAAUCCCUUUUCUCAAAAUUAUGGACAAUAAUCUGUAAUUUCAUUUAAUCGGAAAGGAUAAUCAGGACAUGCUGGUUUGUUGUAUUGAAAGUGAGAUUGAUAUCACCAAGCAUUUCCCAAAUUGCCAGGACGGAUUUGUUGGCAUCUGCGAGCGUGAACAGCGCCAGCGGUGUUCGAUGAUUAUUGUCGCCCAAACUCUAGGCGAGCUCAUCAUCGGCUGUCUGUCGAGCUGUCCCUUACACCGGGGUCUACACGAUCAUACAUUAUUUACAUAGCCUACUGACAAGUAACUGUGACUAUAAAUAGUGUGACUGUGAGUGAACUCAUUUCCCGCCAGUUCAGAAGUGAGUGAACUCAUUUCCCGCCUGUUCAGAAGCCAGUGAACUCAUUUCCCUCCAGUUCUGAAGAAGCGUCCCGGAUCGGACGUGAAACUACUACUACUGCUUCAAGUUCAACAAGACUGAGCUGAAUCAAGUCUCCAGGAACAAUGUCAAUGUCAAUGAAUGAAGUGGAAAGCAGAUUGAGAAAUGACUUUUUGUCAACCAUCGACGAUCCACAGUUUAAAGAUGGGUGUAUUUUCUGCAAGAUUGCACAGGGAAAGGAGCCAAAAACAAAAAUUUUGUUUCAGAACAAAGCUGCUUGCGUGUUCCAUGACAUCAGACCGUCAACCAAGGAGCACCUUCUCAUCAUCCCAAAGUCACACCAUGGCAACGUCAAAUCACUUGAAAAAUGCAAGAUACCUCUUGUUCAAUAUCUAUAUCAAGUUGGAGAGGUGGUGUUAGAGUCUCGAGGAGGAAAUAUAGCAGAUGCAAGAGUGGGAUUUCACUGGCCUCCUUUUAACACAAUAGAUCAUCUCCACCUUCACGUCGUCUACCCAGCCAAUGAAAUGAGCUUUCUUGGAAAAGUCAUGAAUAGACCAAACUCUUUCUGGUUUGUAACAUAUGAAUGGGCCCUCGACUAUUUAGAGAAGAAAAAAGACAGUCCUGAUGAGAGCCAGACUGAAAUACCGGUACCUGAAACACAAGAAUAGGAGAGCAUGCAUCACUGCCGCAUUCAAAGAGAGUCUAUAUUAUUGGCAGAGACAUCGCCCUGAUUGGUGCAAGGUAAACUCUGAUGACUUUGGAGAUCCAGUGUAGAAAGCAGAAUUGCCAGCGCUUCUACGAAGGCAACUCCAGUGCAAUUUCCACAGCAAGGGCUAUUGGUAUCAAAGACUGAAAAUGUCUCACUGCCAGCACUUUCUCCACCAUUUACACUGAUUUACUAUGUAUUAUUAUUAACAUUUUAUUUUGGCUCUUUCAGAAAUCAUCAACAAUUAAGAUGGCAUGUACAGUGCAAUAGAAAUGAUAGUACAGUGAAUAUUAUACAGAUAUUGCCUACCUAGAGUUUGAAUAUUACAUUUCCUCUCCCCGAUGGAGUUAUAUUUAUCCCGAAGCACGCAGCACUGAGGGAAAAUAUUCUCCCGAGGGAAAAAUAUAGCUUCAGAGGGGAGUUGAAAUGUUAUUUAUGAAAAAAGAUAGACCAGGCAAUAUCUGUUUCAUUAUAUAGUCUAUGUGGAUUCGCCAUAAGAGAUUGCAUUCAUCAUCUGGCUUUCUGAUUAACCCAAAAUUCUUGCUGCAACUCUGAUCCAUUUAUGUCAUAAUCGACAAAGUUUGGAAAAUACAUCAAGUGCUUUCUUCAUGCAAUCGACGCGUUAACACUAGUGCGUACAUCUAAUAAACUACCUGAUUAUACAACUAAGCAGCGAGUGACGUCACCUUAGUGAAUAUAACACCGCAAUUGACAAUACAACGCAGUUAUAUUCACUGAGGUGACGUCAAAAUGCAGAAUGUAACAAAUGCGAUCCUCGCAGCUAUGGUCACGUGAUGGCGCAUUGACCCAUCACUGAUUUGAAUCUACAUAACCUAUGUAAUAUAAAUAUUUUGUACACCUUAGUUUAUGUACCCAAUAGCAUGUAGGCAGGGUAUUAAAGGGGAAGUUCACCCUGAAAAAAACUUUGUU
Molecule: messenger RNA, 2077 nt
Organism: Lytechinus variegatus (green sea urchin)
Lineage: Eukaryota; Metazoa; Echinodermata; Echinoidea; Temnopleuroida; Toxopneustidae
Gene: hint3
Product: histidine triad nucleotide-binding protein 3-like
Exons: 6
Coding region: 567-1109 (180 amino acids)
Molecular function (GO): catalytic activity
Source: RefSeq, a predicted model, not a curated record